AUGAAGGUUCUAGUGCCCUCUGUGACAGGGAAAAGGGUUUUCUAUGCUGUUUUCUUUUGUAUACUUCUGGUAAUCGUGGAACUGCUCUGGCUGGAUUAUGACAGUCUUCUUUUCUCUUACAGUGAGGAAGGACACUUCUCCCACAGGUCGCUGCCGCCGCUCACGCUGAAGAAUGUCACUGAGUCUCUGCGCUACAUCCCACACAGCACCAUACAGACAUGGAGGGAGAGGGACUACCUCAUUGUGUUUGGCAUCCCAUCCAUUGACAUUGAGGCGAGGCGGAGACGCCGUGAUCUGCAGCGGACUACGUGCUGGCAGUUCCCUGGUGUUGCACGGAGGGCGAAUGACUUCACUGGGGCCAUGUUGGUGUUGUAUGUACUUGCACGGCACCCAUCACAGGGCUACAACUAUUCUGCUGCACUGGAGAAGGAGUCUGAUGAAUGGCAUGAUAUCAUUACACUGCCGAUGAAUGAUGUUUUGCCAACAACGAACAAAACAAUUGGUGGGAAUGGUUAUUGGGGUACCGAGGCUGAGAUUGGUAUGAGCCGAAAAACGUACUUUUGGUAUGAGUUGGCACUGCGAGUAUUCCCGAAUGUGAACUACAUUUCGAAGGGAGAUGAUGAUAUGUUCAUGCGAGUACCACAGUUUUUAUCUGAUUUACGUUUAUUACCACGGCGUGGGACCUACAUGGGAGGGUAUUAUGGUGUUUGGCGCGGCAAGAGAGCCAAUCCACCGAAUGUGUAUUUUAUGAUUGGGUACUGCAUGACGUUGGCGAGAGAUGUGGCGCUGCAGCUUGUGUCCUUUAAGCCUAUACAGCGUCUUGUACAUUUGCCGUACAGCAAGGAACGGGAGCCAGAGUUUAAGGCAUUUAAUAUGGAACAUGAGGAUAUAAUGGUUGGACGUGUGCUUCUGCAUGAGAUAAAUUAUGAACCACUUCGUCUUGUUAAAGUUGAUUAUUGUCGAUUUUUUAAUAUACGAAACAAAAGUGGGCAUUAUUUGGUUACAUCUAAUUCUAUUGUUAUUCAUCAUCUUGAGGCGAGUGACUAUAGUGAUUUGAUGAGGCGGUUUGGUAAUAUCAAAUCUCCUGUCCCCUCUAAGUUGUAUCUUGAGAAACAUAACGUUUCUUUGAUCUCAUGUAUAUAA
Molecule: messenger RNA, 1143 nt
Organism: Trypanosoma theileri
Lineage: Eukaryota; Euglenozoa; Kinetoplastea; Trypanosomatida; Trypanosomatidae
Product: UDP-Gal or UDP-GlcNAc-dependent glycosyltransferase
Exons: 1
Coding region: 1-1143 (380 amino acids)
Cellular component (GO): membrane
Molecular function (GO): hexosyltransferase activity
Source: RefSeq, a predicted model, not a curated record